GGGGCUCCGCGGGCCAAGAUUGAGACAGUACUGCCACCGCCACUGCCGCUUUCGGAGCCGGAGCGGGCUGGGCCACAGAACAAGAUGGUGGACUACAGCGUGUGGGACCACAUCGAGGUGUCUGACGAUGAAGAUGAGACGCACCCCAACAUCGACACGGCCAGUCUCUUCCGCUGGCGGCACCAGGCCCGGGUAGAGCGCAUGGAGCAGUUCCAGAAGGAAAAGGAGGAGCUGGACAGGAGCUGCCGCGAGUGCAAGCGCAAGCUGGCCGAGUGCCAGCGCAAGCUGAAGGAGCUGGAGGUGGCUGAGGGUGAGGGCAGCAAGGCGGAGCUGGAGCGGCUACAGGCCGAGGCUCAGCAGCUGCGCAAGGAGGAGCGGAGCUGGGAGCAGAAGAUGGAGGAGAUGCGCAAGAAGGAGAAGAGCAUGCCCUGGAACGUGGACACGCUCAGCAAAGACGGCUUCAGCAAGAGCAUGGUCAAUACCAAGCCCGAACAGGUGGAGGAGGAGUCGGAGGAGGCGAGGGAGCAGAAACACAAGACCUUUGUGGAGAAGUACGAGAAACAGAUUAAGCACUUUGGCAUGCUUCACCGCUGGGAUGACAGCCAGAAGUACCUGUCAGAUAACUCUCACCUGGUUUGUGAGGAGACAGCCAACUACCUGGUCAUCUGGUGCAUUGACCUGGAGGUUGAGGAGAAAUGUGCACUCAUGGAGCAAGUGGCCCACCAGACCAUCGUCAUGCAGUUCAUCCUGGAGCUGGCCAAGAGCCUGAAGGUGGACCCCCGUGCCUGCUUCCGGCAGUUCUUCACUAAGAUCAAGACAGCUGACCGCCAGUACAUGGAGGGCUUCAACGAUGAGCUGGAGGCCUUCAAGGAGCGGGUGCGGGGCCGCGCCAAGCUGCGCAUCGAGAAGGCCAUGAAGGAGUACGAGGAGGAGGAACGCAAGAAGCGGCUUGGCCCUGGUGGCUUGGACCCUGUGGAGGUCUACGAGUCUCUCCCUGAGGAACUCCAGAAAUGCUUUGAUGUGAAGGACGUGCAGAUGCUCCAAGACGCCAUUAGCAAGAUGGACCCCACUGACGCGAAGUACCACAUGCAGCGCUGCAUCGACUCAGGACUCUGGGUCCCCAACUCCAAGUCCAGUGAGGCCAAGGAUGGCGAGGAGGCAGGCCCUGGGGACCCCUUGCUGGAAGCAAACAAGCCAGAUGAGAAGGAUGUCAGCGCGUGACCUGCCUCAGCUGCCGCCUGCCUGCCUGCAGGCUUCUGUGCACCCCUUUUCAGAAAACGAAAAUAGAUGCCAUUGUCCCAGCUCCUGGCUUCCUUCACUCCCCAACCCCCCGCCUGAGAGACCCACCCUGUGCCCCCGCCUCCCAGCACUCAUCCAAGUCUCGCUUUGAGUUGAGGGGCUCCACUGCCUGCAGCUCCCCCAUCAGCAUUAUGCCAAAGGCCCAGGGGUCUGGGGGCGGGGGCGGGCGGAGCUGGUUAGGCUGAUCCACGGGGGAGGGGGGGAGGGUCCCUGGCCGAGGGACCUGCUCCAGUCACUGUGGGCUGUUUCCACUGUCAGCUGUCUAGUCGUCUAUAUGGUAAACAGCAGUGAUCUUCCAAUAAAGGAUUUCAGAUGCUCUGUAUGGCGUUGCAAGGGCUGUUGGCACAGCUCUUCUGGGGCCGGGGGGCACCUGUGAGUGGCGGUGGCUGAGCCCCUGAGUUCCACACUUCGCUCUCCAGCUCUCUGGGCAACUGCUGUGCUACAGACACAUGCUGGUCCGUUCUCCAUCAGAGUUACCUGCCUCUCGCCUCUCAGUCUUUGGCUUAGCUUACUCCUUUCGGUCUCCCUCGCUGUGUCUGACCUCCGAUAGGAGCAGCUCUGCCUCCAAAACACCUUCAGUCUGACCGCUGCUCUUUGGCCACGUGGCCUCCAGGGUCACCCCUGGCCUGGGCACCUGCCGCACACCAGACCCCAAAAUGCGGUGGCCAGAGGGUGCCUGUGAACACAAGUCAGGUAUGUCCCUCAGCGGAAGCCAGAACCCUCCCAAGGCUCCUGCACCAUCUGCCCAGUAACCUCCCUGCCCUUACCUUGUGUCCCCCUCCUCUUCCUCUUGCCUGCGCCUUCCUUGCCUUGCCCAUCUGUGAGCACUUGAAAUUUCUAUGUCAGUGUGAGUUUGGGUGGCUUAUAAGCCUCAGUGCCCCAUCUGUGCAAUGGGAGUGACGGUAGUGCCUUCCUCCCAGGCUUGUGAUGAAAGGAGGUGGGUGCUGCAAGCAAGCAGGUGCCUGGCACUUCUGUGCUCAGACAAAAGUGGCCUUGGGGCAUGCCUGUCCCUCUGCCUAAACACCCCCAUAGUGUCUUCCCAUGGGGCUCCUUUAAAAAGGUAAUGAAAUAUUUGGGCCCCGGGAAAGGCCAAGAAUAGUACAAUGAGCAAUGACAUACCAACUUAAGACAUGAAACACCAAACCAGUGAAAUCCUCUGCCAGCCCCACAUGGGGGUCACCACCCCCAGCAGCUGCUUGUCACGAAGGCCAGAGCUUGGUGCCAUCGGAGGCUCUCCACCAGCCUUCUGAGCUGCCCCUCCUCACCAGCCAGACUGUAUGCUUUACCUGUCCAGGUGUCUGGCUUUGCCAACCUGUGCAUUGUGUCCAUUAUGCUGUGAACAACACCAGGGCAUAAAUGGAGUCUUUCUUUGUCCUGAGAUAUUUCCAGUGCCCGCAUGGGGUCCUAGUAAACAUUUGCCAAACCUAAGUGCCCCAGAAUGCUGUUAUGUCCCAACUGAUCCCCAUGAGGGGGCAGUCGUGAGCUACAUCACCUGAUGCUUUUCACACGGAUGAGAAAGGCAGGCAGGGGAUCUGGAGGGCCUGGGAUCCGGAGGCUUCCUAAGGCCUUGGAUAAACCUCGCCCAUCCAGGGUUGCCAGCUUUUUAAUUCUUUACUGUGAAACCUUUCAAAGAUACCCCAUAUUCCCAAUUUUUCCUUUUGCCUCAGGCUUUUCUGUAACUCGGCACUGCAACUAUUCCUAAAAUGUCAAUCUUUUGUUCA
This is a messenger RNA of Pteronotus mesoamericanus, 3020 nucleotides long. It is a transcript of the gene CDC37, whose product is annotated as cell division cycle 37, HSP90 cochaperone. Gene Ontology annotation, molecular function: heat shock protein binding; protein-folding chaperone binding; protein kinase binding. Gene Ontology annotation, cellular component: cytoplasm. Bases 85 to 1221 code for a protein of 378 amino acids. Lineage: Eukaryota; Metazoa; Chordata; Mammalia; Chiroptera; Mormoopidae. The record is from RefSeq and is a predicted model, not a curated record. The transcript has 8 exons. Gene Ontology annotation, biological process: protein stabilization; protein folding.